Molecule: messenger RNA, 884 nt
Organism: Myxocyprinus asiaticus (Chinese sucker)
Lineage: Eukaryota; Metazoa; Chordata; Actinopteri; Cypriniformes; Catostomidae
Product: proline-rich membrane anchor 1-like
Exons: 4
Coding region: 340-786 (148 amino acids)
Source: RefSeq, a predicted model, not a curated record
AGCUGCUUGACUUUUCGUUCAUAUGCAACGGAUGAAUGGAUGUUGUCAUUGGAUCAACAGUCUGAAGAUCACGAGCGGAUGCAGCUGAAAUCAGACGAUGGAUUCGCGAUCUGCGACGUGGAAAACAACCGAUGGAUACAGGGUGAUGUGCACAUUUGGGGCUCCAGUCUUCUGAGAACUGAAGAAGAAGAAACCCUCUAUCUGGACUGUCGAUAUAAAGUCAUGAUGUUUGAUGCAGUGUGUAAAUGAACUCAACAUGACGUGUUUUGUCUUUAAUGUUGAAUUCAGGACACUUUCCGUGAGUGCAACUGAAAUAUUCCUGUAGUGACUGCAGUGUUGAUGUUGAUUGUCAGUUCAGGAGGAAUGCGCGCCUCUUUCAGACUCUUCUUCUCGUGGCUUCUGCUCGUGUGUCAGGCAGAGCUUCAGUGGUCUUGCUCACAGCAUGGCAUAAACAGGGGAGGUGAGGAUUGCCAGCUGUUGUGCCGCUGCAGGAUGUACCCUCCUCUUCCUCCUCCACCUCCCCCUCCUCCUCCACCACGGGCUCUGGUCGUGACGGCGACUGAGUCUUCUGGUCCAGUGUUGAGCUCCUGGUGGACGUACAUCUUUGUGUUUGGGACGAUAGGAAGUGCUUUGGCUCUCCUUCUUUUGUUAAUGUCCAUAAUCUGCUACAAGGCCAUAAAAAGGAAACCCCUGAAGAAAGAGAAGAACAGUGCCAGUUGUGGAGAAUACGCCAUGAGCUCCUUCAAAACCACCAAAAAUGCUGCGACUAAUAAUGCAGUAGUAUAACACACUCACGGGUCAAGAUUAAUGACAGCGGUCAUUUGUGUAUGUGUGUGUGUGUUUGUGUGUGUGUGUGUGUGUGUGUGUGUGAGUGAGUGAAAGUG